ACCGCCAUGUGACCUCAUCUUUGUCAGUGAACAAAAUGGCGUCUUACUGUGUGCUGGCGCGCCGGGCUCAGCAGGCAUUGGGCCUGGGAGCCCGGAAGUACCAUGUCUCAGCCGUCCUGUGCCAGAGGGCUAAGGUGGCAAUGAGCCAUUUUGAGCCCAAUGAAUAUAUCAGUUAUGAGAAGCUUGAUAAGAACAUCAACAUUGUGCGUAAGCGCUUGGACCGCCCCCUCACCUUGUCUGAGAAGAUUGUCUAUGGUCACCUUGAUGAUCCGAUCAAACAGGACAUACAGCGUGGCAAGACUUACUUGCGCCUGCACCCAGACCGGGUUGCCAUGCAGGAUGCCACAGCCCAGAUGGCCAUGAUGCAGUUCAUCAGCAGCGGGCUGCCCAGAGUAGCUGUGCCCUCCACCAUCCACUGUGAUCAUCUGAUUGAAGCCCAGCUAGGUGGUGUAAAGGAUCUCCAGAGAGCGAAGGACAUAAAUCAAGAAGUCUAUAACUUUUUGGCAACUGCUGCUGCUAAAUAUGGAGUUGGUUUCUGGAAGCCGGGAUCCGGUAUCAUCCACCAGAUCAUCCUGGAGAACUACGCUUUCCCUGGAGUGCUUUUAAUUGGUACAGACUCCCACACUCCCAAUGGAGGCGGUUUGGGGGGCAUCUGCAUUGGUGUAGGGGGAGCAGAUGCUGUGGAUGUUAUGGCCGGAAUUCCCUGGGAGCUCAAGUGCCCGAAGGUAAUUGGGGUUAAACUGACAGGAAAGCUCUCAGGCUGGAGCUCCCCCAAGGACGUCAUUCUGAAGGUAGCGGGAAUCCUCACGGUUAAAGGUGGCACUGGAGCUAUUGUAGAGUACCAUGGGCCGGGUGUGGAUUCCAUCUCCUGCACUGGCAUGGCCACCAUUUGUAACAUGGGGGCUGAAAUUGGCGCCACUACCUCGGUCUUCCCAUACAACUACCGCAUGAAGAAAUAUCUAGACAAGACUGGACGGGCAGAUAUCGCUUCAGUGGCAGAAGAGUUCAAGAGCCAUUUAGUACCCGAUGAGGGGUGUGAAUAUGAUGAGCUGAUAGAGCUUAAUCUAGAUGACCUGAAGCCGCACAUCAAUGGACCUUUCACCCCUGACUUAGCGACUCCCGUGUCUGAGGUAGGAGCCGUAGCUGAGCAGAAGGGCUGGCCGCUGGAUAUCAGAGUCGGUCUGAUUGGAAGCUGCACAAAUUCCAGUUAUGAGGACAUGGGCCGCGCAGCAUCUGUAGCUAAACAAGCCCUGGCGCAUGGGCUGAAGUGCAAGUCUCAGUUCACCAUCACUCCAGGUUCUGAACAGAUCCGAGCUACCAUAGAAAGAGAUGGUUAUGCUACUAUUCUGCGCGAUGUGGGAGGCAUUGUACUGGCGAAUGCCUGCGGACCUUGUAUUGGACAGUGGGACAGGAAGGAUAUCAAGAAGGGCGAGAAGAAUACAAUUGUGACGUCGUAUAACAGGAACUUCACAGGAAGAAAUGAUGCCAACCCCGAGACUCACGCAUUUGUCACAUCACCAGAGAUAGUCACUGCAUUAUCAAUUGCUGGAACGCUGAAGUUCGACCCUGAGAAAGAUUUCCUCACAGGUGCAGAUGGGAAGAAGUUCAAGCUGGAAGCUCCUGAUGCCGACGAGCUGCCCAAAGCGGAGUUUGAUCCGGGUCAGGACACUUACCAGUACCCACCAAAGGACAACAGCAGCGAGCAUGUGGACGUCAGCCCAACCAGCCAGCGCCUUCAGCUGCUGGAGCCCUUUGACAAGUGGAACGGGAAGGACCUGGAGAACAUGCAGAUCCUCAUCAAGGUAAAGGGUAAAUGCACAACUGACCACAUCUCAGCUGCCGGGCCCUGGCUGAAGUUCCGAGGACACCUUGACAAUAUCUCAAACAAUUUGCUGAUUGGUGCCAUUAACAUUGAGAAUAACAAGGCAAACAGCGUAAAGAAUGUUCUGACUCAGGAGUAUGGGGCAGUCCCAGAUACCGCCCGCUACUACAAGGCACAUGGGGUCAAUUGGGUGGUGGUCGGAGAUGAAAAUUACGGCGAGGGAUCCAGCAGGGAGCAUGCAGCGCUGGAGCCACGGCACUUAGGUGGCAGAGCCAUUGUUACCAAGAGCUUUGCCAGGAUUCACGAAACCAAUCUAAAGAAGCAAGGUCUGUUACCGCUGACCUUCUCUGACCCUGCUGACUAUGAUAAAAUUCAUCCAGAGGACAAGAUCUCACUAGUUGGUCUGAAGGACCUGGCACCCGGCAAGCCUGUGAAGUGCGUCAUCACACACCAGAAUGGAAGCCAGGAGACCAUCAUCCUCAACCACACGUUCAACGAGACCCAGCUCGAGUGGUUCCAGGCCGGCAGUGCGCUCAACCGUAUGAAAGAGCUUCAGAAAUGAGGAGCUCUAUCCGGCCUCUACUUUUGUUUGCCGUUAACUUAGUCUGUUCAUGCCCAGAAUACUGAACCAUUCAGGCUAAAGCACUUACUGUCCCCUUCCCUCAAUGUUUUUUUAUGUCAGUUUUUUUUUUUUUCUUCAGUUUAAUGACAAAAUAACAGAUUAACCCCCUCCUGUUCAUGACGCACAGUGUUUCAGCAUUGCAAUCCAUCCAUCAUGUAUGUUACAUUUUUUUUUGUAUUUAUUGACAACUUCAGUAGCAGAUGGACUUACCUGGUUCAAAGAUGCUCUCCAGUCUGUGAUGGUUUAAACAUGCUGCAUCGUUAAAACUAUAUAUAUAUUUUAUCUCAGAUGAAUUGUUAAAUAAACCAUAUGUGAUUGGA
Messenger RNA from Bombina bombina (fire-bellied toad), 2764 nucleotides. RefSeq names its product aconitase 2 (gene ACO2). Gene Ontology annotation, cellular component: mitochondrion; cytosol. Gene Ontology annotation, biological process: tricarboxylic acid cycle. Gene Ontology annotation, molecular function: aconitate hydratase activity; 4 iron, 4 sulfur cluster binding. The record is from RefSeq and is a predicted model, not a curated record. NCBI's taxonomy places the organism in Eukaryota, Metazoa, Chordata, Amphibia, Anura, Bombinatoridae.